This is a messenger RNA of Malaya genurostris, 8623 nucleotides long. RefSeq names its product protein tiptop (gene tio). Bases 1197 to 5024 code for a protein of 1275 amino acids. Gene Ontology annotation, cellular component: nucleus. NCBI's taxonomy places the organism in Eukaryota, Metazoa, Arthropoda, Insecta, Diptera, Culicidae. Gene Ontology annotation, molecular function: DNA-binding transcription factor activity, RNA polymerase II-specific; DNA binding. The transcript is spliced from 4 exons. Gene Ontology annotation, biological process: regulation of transcription by RNA polymerase II. The record is from RefSeq and is a predicted model, not a curated record.
CCAGAAUUUCAUUCCCCGUCGGACGAAUGGGACGGUCUCGCAAUUCUAUAUAUGCGUUAAUAUCGGCCAAAUCGCUACGGGGUCGUCGCGAAGCGAAGUAAUAAAGCACAUGAUUUAUCGGCGUUUUUUUGUUUUUUUGGUUCGAUACUUGGUCCGCUCCGAAUGUCCUGGAAGAAGCAGGUCCGGCGUGUAGUGGUUGAAUUCGUGGUAGGAAAAUGUUGAUUUUUUUGUUUGUUCGUUUCGACGAUGUCUUGGAAAAACGCUACAAGAUUGUCCAUCGAUCCGUCGCAACUGAUAAGACCGUAAUUAGACCCCGAGUCAUGCCCGUACGCGAAACCUCCGUACGACAAGUCAAACAAUCAAUGUGAGUUACUACAAUACUAUACAGCAUAUUAAAAACGUGGUGGUGCCGGCCGCUGUUGUUCGUCGAUUCAUGAUAGUGGAAAACGAAAACAUAAAAUCACAUGUUUUUCACGAAAGGACGCAAAUGGUACACGCGUAGAGAAACUCAUAAAAAGGAAUAAGCAAAGAGUGAUCGGAUGUUUGUGUGUACGAGCGUACCGUCGCCGUCCGUCCCGAGUCCCCACCGAGCGUACAGACAGGACUCGUAAAACUUCACCGGAGCACCCCGUCAGCAUAGAGUGAUGUACGCGUGAAAUUUAUGUUUAUGCUCGCUUCGGCUGUUGUAUUGCGUUUUUAUGAGAGCGAGUUCUCGAUUGCGCCUUAUGUAUGUGUACACGCAUUUUCCUUUUCGUACCACGAUUCGAAGAAACGAAAGGUGGGAAGGUGAACGAAGUUAUCGCCAUUGACGGUGGUGGUGGUGGUGGUGGUAGUGAUGGUGGUAAUGGUGGUGUAUGAUGUAGGUGGUAAAGUGAGAGGAUUCUCUGGUGGUGGCAUUGUCCCAACGAAACCGAGCAACAGAUGGCGCACAGAGUCGUAAAGUUAGCUAACAUCGAAGCGUGUUCCGUGGUUACCGGCUUGGUAGAGCGUAAUUCUGGUUGUUGUUGCCCACUUUUACGUGUUUGUUAGUUCGAUGGUGUUGCUGAAUGGCGUCGUUGUGUUUUAGUUUGUGAUAUUAGAGAAAAUUGAAGCGACGCGAAAGCGCGAAUGUGAAUCAGGUAGUAUUGUAAUUUUUGAUUUCGGAAACGAGUUUGAGACCAGCAGCACUGUUCGGUGCCAUUGGCGGAGAAUCAACCAUGCGAUCCAAACAGCAACCGAGGCCGUCGUACCGAUGGAUUAAAAAUGAAAAUGACGAAGGCGAUGAUGGUUUCGAGCAACCGGAAACGAAAGAUAUAUUAUCGUCUGGGUCAGCUAGUCCAUCAUCAACACAUUCCCUGGAGGGUGCUUCACCGUUGCAUCCAGUGCCCACAGCUACCGGGUCUGCCGCACUAUUGCGAAAUCAAACCCCGCAAUCAUUACCAUCAUCAUCAGCAACAGCAGCAGCAGCAGCAGCAGCAGCCGAAACAGCACCAACGUUGUCGUUAGUAAGACAUAAAUCGUUCCUAGCACCAGCACCAGCAGUAGCAGGGCCGGAAACGUCUGCGACCACCAGUCGGUCUUUUCGCAAAACUGACCCGACACAAAUACCCAGUGCAUUGAUGGAUCCCCAAGACGAUGUGGAGCAUCGAAUUCCUGCCACUCUCAUUCACGACCCAAGUUUGGAAAGUGAAAUGGCCAGCCCUAGAUGCCAAUCGAGGGAGUCAUCCGGCGGUGGACGUUGCCCCUCGGACGAAUCGAUACGGUCCGAGGGGGACCGGGACGGUCACAACUCGGGCCCAAACAUGAGUCCGGUUUCGAUCACGCUGCCGCCCACCUUGCCACCAGCAGCCGCCGCCGCCCUCCUGCCUCAGCAUUCAGCCGCAAUGGCCGCCUAUCUGAAUGUGGCCGCCGUUGCGGCCCAACAGAACCGACUGCUGCUCGGUUCACCGCUGGCCGGACUGGCAGCCGCCCGCAAUGGGUCUCCACCUAUUCUACCUCCUCUGGCGUCCCCCACGGACGAAAGCGACGAUGCUGCGCUGGAUUUUAGCAAAACGCGCACCGACAGCGGAACGGCCGACGACGACGGCGCCAGUGAUUGCGAGGACGGGAAUGCCGUCAAUUUGAGCGCCAAGUCCGGUGACAACAGCCCGCUGGAUCUAUCAGUCAGCAAUCGAAAGCGAACGGGCGAUGACUCCCAUUCGCCACCACCGCGGAAGGCACCUCGAACGAUGGACUACAAACCGGCAAUCGUCAGUCCGUGGAGUUCUCCCGUGACACCUCAACUUCCGUACUUCGCCGCCGCCGUGGCAGCUGCUAGUCUUUCGCCGAAAAACAAUCAUACGGAUUGGAAUGGCAAACACAAAGGUGUUAACAAUGAAGCUGCAAAAGCACUGGAAAAGAUGACUGAACUGAGUCGCCUCGGGGGAGAAGAAAUCUAUCGACCUCAGAACAAUAACGCCGCUGGAGGUGCUGCCACCGCAGGCGGUGGUCGUCACAGCGCAUGGCAAUCACAUUGGCUCAACAAAGGAGCCGACUCGGCCAAGGAUGUCCUGAAGUGUGUCUGGUGUAAGCAAAGCUUCCCAUCGCUGGCCGCCAUGACCACCCACAUGAAGGAGACUAAACACUGCGGAGUUAAUGUUCCUCCCGGCACUGGGAUGCCUCAACAGCAGAUCCAGUCGCAACCACCGAAUUCGUCCAACCAAAACACCGCUAGUAAUGCUUCCAACAAACCGUCUCCCAGUGAGCUGAAUCUGUUGAUCAAGGAAACUAUGCCACUUCCCCGAAAACUCGUGCGCGGUCAGGACGUUUGGCUAGGAAAGGGAGCUGAGCAAACCCGCCAGAUCCUGAAGUGUAUGUGGUGCGGUCAGAGCUUCCGGACACUAGCAGAAAUGACAUCUCAUAUGCAGCAAACCCAACAUUACACCAACAUUAUCUCACAGGAACAAAUCAUAUCGUGGAAAUCAUCCGAUGGUGAUAAACCCGGUGGUCCACCGGGCCCAAGUGGCAAUGCUUCGAAUGUAUCAGGUGCUCCGAACAAUCCUGCUGCACAAACCAAUAGCCACGUCAGUGCAGUUCUCACGUGUAAAGUGUGUGACCAAGCUUUCUCUUCGCUGAAGGAACUCAGCAAUCACAUGGUCAAGAAUGCCCAUUACAAGGAGCACAUUAUGCGAUCAAUCACCGAAAGUGGAGGAAGACGUCGACAGACUCGCGAAAAGCGGAAGAAAUCACUUCCGGUUAGGAAACUUUUGGAAAUGGAACGUGCUCAGCACGAUUUCAAAAACGGUGAAAAUCCCGGUAGCAAUGCAUCCAAUAAACCAAUCCGUGAUCUCGGUGCAGGCAAAAUUACCUGUGAAAAGUGUAACGAAAAGAUCGAAACCACGAUGUUCGUGGAUCAUAUCAGACAAUGCAUCGGUGGAACGGCGAUACUGCAAGCGCAACAGCAGCGUGAAAAACUUAAAAAUGCCCUCCUGUCCAACACGAUUAUUCCACCGGAUUCGAUCAGUCCGGUGACAUCGUUAAGCCGAGAUGGCCGGAAGUCCGUCGGAGGAGAAGAUUUGUCAUCUCCGCUAUCACUGCAAAAGUCACCGAUGCCGGCGGAUCUGUCCUCUCCGUUAUCUGCCAAGAAAGAUGGCGAGAAAAGCUCAUCCCCUUCGGUUCUGAAUGCAAUCGAGCAGCUCAUAGAGAAAAGCUUUGACACACGCACGCGCCAUCCAAGCACGAAUUUUGGCAACCCAAGCCAGAGCACAACUCCUCUCGGAUCGAGCAUUCUGAAGCGACUGGGAAUCGAUGAGAGUGUAGACUACACCAAACCACUGGUAGAUCCUCAGACAAUGAACUUGCUACGGAGCUACCAUCAGCAGCAUUACGUGUCACAGUUCGGUCGUAGGGAGAGGAGCGGUAGCGAGUCUAGUUCCAUCUCGGAACGUGGCUCGAGCCGUGUCGACUCACUGACGCCAGAGAAAAAGUACGACACUCCGGGUCACUCGACACCGCGGGGAACUCCAGAGAAGCAGUUCAUGGACGACCACAACAUCAGUGAUGAACAGUCCGUGAACAUCAAGCGAGAGAUGCACAGCGACGAUGAGGACGAAGGCGAUAAGCAUGAACCACCGAAAAUUAAAAUCAAAAAAGAACUUGAUGACGACGACGAGGACGGUCCGAUGCGUCCACCGAGCAAGUCGAACGAAGAAUUGGCUGACGCAGAGAAGGAGCUUAGACGACGGAGUAGUGUGGCGUCCAGUCCUGCUCCAAGCCCACGGAUGUCCACGGCAAGUGUUCCUUUGAGUCCAGCAGCUAGUCCAAUCAGUGAUCAUCAUUCCAUUGCAUCACGUUCUACGCCAGGAGUUGCCGAUGGAGGUAGCAAGAAAGGUGGCAGUGUUAGCAGCAGUCUUGGUGCUCUGUCAUCGAUGUUUGAUAGCCUGACAGGAGCUGGUAGUGCGGGUAAUGCGGAAUCAGGUGGAUCAGGCAAGAAAACCAAUGCUCAUCCGUUAGCGGCAUUGCAGAAACUGUGCGAUAAAACCGAAACAUCUCCCAGUGGCAGAGGUAACACCACCAACACACUGCUCUCGGCGACUACCAACAAUCAGGCGAGCAGAACAGCACCGGGAGCGAUUCUAGCGUUCAGCUGGGCAUGCAACGAUGCUGUGAUGUCGGACGAAUCGGUGAUCAAGUGUGCCUAUUGUGACACAACAUUCACCUCCAAGGGUGCCUAUCGACACCAUCUGUCAAAGGCUCACUUCGUCAACGAUGAGAUUAUACCCGAUCCCAAGGGUCAACCGAUGAAACCAGGGUCGCCCCAUUCGCCAAAAUCAACCGGAAGUGGGGGUGCAGUCGGAGCUAGUAACCGCGACAGUGCAAAUCGCAUGGAUGGUGGCAGCACUCCCGUUCAUUCGAUGGGUGGUGGCUGCAGCAACAGUGGCGGCGGAAAUGGGCAACCCAAAAGCCCACCCCCGGCGCAAUCUCCGGCGGCAUUCGACGAAAGUCCGCACUCCAAGUUUCUCAAGUACACCGAACUGGCUAAGCAGUUGUCGUCCAAGUACGUCUGACAUUCCUAAGUAAAUUUUUUUUUUCAUCUGACGCGCUCGAACUUGGUAGGUUUAUUUUCUUCUCUGUUGUUCAAUAUGUAAAUAAUGCGCUGAAUUGUCGGAAUGAUGAUGGACAGACCGAUACAGAGCGAGGGCGAGUUUGUGCGGAACCGUACGGGAGAGUAAGCAAAACAAGGAAGAAACGAUGGAAAAGAGCGAGAGAUAGAGAGAGAGAAACAUAAACCGUGGCAGUAAAUAACGUAUUUAUGUGUGUAUCCAUUUCUGGUGCGAGCUGCGUUCAAUAACCACUUGAAAGAGCGUAGACGGCAAAGCGAAGACCGAGAAAACAGAAGUUAGGAAGGGUAUGACGAUCAACAAACAACACAGAAGCGGCAAAGCCGACGGGAGCAGGUUUUUUUUCCAUUCAAUAUGUACCACUUUACGUUCCCAGUGGAUGUGGCGGUACCUUUAGAUGUGUUGGUGAAUCUCUUCUUUCCGCUUCUUUUAAAUCACUCGCUUUUAUGUCUUUUAUAUACACAUCAAACGAACCGAAGUGUGAGGGAAACAAACACAUCACUACGCCGCACUUCACAUCAGCAAAACCAGCACACACACAUCCGCGCGCGCGAAUGUGAAGUAGAGCAAAGCAAUCGUGUGGGCAGCAUAGUGUGAGUUAAGUGGAAGUGCAGUUUUUUUUUUUUCAUGUUGUUGCUCUUUUGAGAAGGAGGACAGAGAAGAAAUCAAUCAAGAAAAUAAACCCAGCGUCAGCGGAAUAUAAAGAGCAGGCUGUGCCAUUGAGUUGAUGUGUGGUGCACUGGAUGGAAAGGGUAACGCGUACAGGCAGACAGAGAGCCAUCGAAAGGCUGUUCCGCUGCUACGAAGUAUAAAACAAAAUGGAGUUUGACGGGGCUUUGAAAGAUGGAACGAAAGCAGGUUUUAUGAGCUACUUCGCGGUCUGUGCACGGUAUUUUCCCUUCGCGAACUUACUCCUUUCCAGAUGCGAUAAUUGAUUAUCGUUCCUGGUGGGUGGUUGAACUGCUUUUGCUCGAAUUUUGUUGCCCUUGCCCGGCAAAGCAGAAUAAUUGCCGAUUCCUAAUGAAGAGUGGAAUGACAUAGAAAUGUUUUAUAACUACGACAUCUAAAAUCGGCUCGUUUUUCUUUCCUUGUUUCGCUUACGAAUUCACCGAUGAAAAAAAGUUCGAUCACACAAACUCGCUCCACUUCGCAUGAAUUGCUUAACCAGCAACGUGUGAUCCACAUAUCUCGAUAAAGGAAGUAUUAGGUUCCCAGAUAAUGCAACUAUCUGGGCAGUGUAAAUUGUUGUAAAAUAUCCCUGACUCUAACGAAGCCAUGUUGCCAGUGACAUGUGAGCAGUGUUUAGUUUCCACCUUUUGUCGGUUACGAAAAGAACAAAAAUUCUCUUUUGGCACAUCACUGAUGAGAAAAUGAAACAAAAAUGUGAAAAACUGUAAAUUCGGUAUACAAAAAACAAGCAUAAAAUGUAACUUUUUCGAUAAAAUUAACCUAUAAAACUAUAUAUUGCAUAUGUUGUACAGGCAUCAUUCUGAAUGAGUUCAUUCAACAAGUCAAAAUUGUGUUAAGUAAAAUGUGGAAAAAAAAUCAAAUAACGAAAAAAAAGUAAUCUGCUAUACGAGUCACUCACAUCAUACGAGAACAAAUAAACAAAUACUUUAUAUUUCCCUCUUAAGUAGUCAAAGCGAUUGGAAAAUGACGCAACUAAAGAAUCAUAAGUCAAACGAGCAAUGACGAAACGUAAAAAUUAUCCAAUUUGAAACUGAAAUUUGGUAUACGUAAUUUACACUCAAGCAAAGUCGCAUAAGUAUUAAAACAUUUUUGGAUCAAUGACGAAAGAACAUUAUUACAAAAAAAAACACGAAAAUAUACGAAAUUGUAACUUUUGGUAUACGGUGCAAAACAACAAACAAAUGAACAAAAGACAUCCGGUAUUUCGUUCAGAGCCACGAAAAUAGUACCCACAGAGAACAUACACAGAUUUGCGUGCCAAAACUCAGUAUACUAAUAUAGCAAUGAGAGCAAUUUCUCUUGCAUAAUAUAUGCUACACAACAACAAAAAUCAAAAAUAUCGCUAUAAAGAUUAUUUCCGAGAAAAAAAUAUCUACUUUCAAAGGUUACACAGUCUGCUGAACCGAGUGAUCAGGCAGUACCACUCCCAGUGCUCCCAGAUUUGCAUUUAUUUAAAGUUUAUUUCUCUGUUUAUUGUUUUUAUUUUUCCAUUAUUUCACUAACUGUAAGCGUAAAACCAAUGUGAUUUCUGUACAUAGUCAACCAUGUUUGAACCGAACGUAAAUGCGAGAGCCGGUCUUUAUUUCUGUUUCGAUCUGUUAAUCAGAAAUUUUAUUGUCAUCUGUAGCCUGCAAAACAAUUCUGUAUAUAUUCGCUACCGUCAAAACUAAGCACGAUUAGCAUGCGAGAAUUAAGAGUUGAACAAUUUCCAGCUACCUAAAUAGUAGUGAAAAUAAAACAUACGAACUAAGAGGUAUACCUUUCAUUAAAAAUUGAACACAACCUAGAAAUUCAUAAGUUUUAGUAACUAAAUUAAUGAACGUAGGAUACAACAAUAAUAUUAUGUAACAAAGUGAAAACGCAAAAUCGUAUUUAUUGAAAAUAAAAAAAAACUUCUACUUGCAAAAAAUAAUAAUUAAAAUAAUGAGCUACAAAGUAUUAUAAACCUAAACAACAUUUGAGACUAUGAACAGUCAAACUAUACGAGAGUAAGUUAAAAGUGAAAGUCGUAUACGUGAAUUGAAACAGUUGAGAGAAGUUUGAAUUACAUUACAAUGGUAUACUCCAAAAACCGAAUCAUUGAUACGAAAACGAGGGGGUGAUUGAAACUACAAGUACUAAAAAAAAGUAUACGUAAACACGCAAUUCAAAAACAUGAAAUGUCAAAUUGGAGCAAACAGAUCUGAGCAUUGCUAUAAAACAGAACUAGCAAUAAAUGAAAACGUGGUCGAAAUUUUCUCUUCUCGCUCUCAGUAAAGUGAAAAAAACACACACACACACAUUCGAAACACCUUAUCUAAGUCGAACAGAAAAUAGAAGUUACAGCAUUCUACAGACAAACACAAAAUCAAUAAGUCUAUGAGUAAAUAUUAAAAAAAAUGUGAGAAGUAAAUAAACCAUUGUAUUUAUAGAAAUAUCGACUAGUAGGCAGAAAACAACAACAUAUUGUUUGAAAAAACGCAACAUCAGACGACACACACACACACUUUUGUUUGACCAACUUCUCAAGUAGAGCUGACCCAGUAGAAUUUGCUGCGAUUGGUUUCCCGAAGUUCGAUUUACAAACGACCCUAUCGGUGACUUCAGCCAGAGCGGGACAUUGAACGAUAGAAUUCGGGACACUAAUUAGUUGAAAAUAUAUUUCGUUUCUGAAUUACGGUGCGUUUUUCUUACGCAAAUCUGCACUUGCGACAAAUUUCAUACCGACCGCGGCAGGCAUACAUUCUGGAAUGCGCGGCACAGAAGCGGCGAAAAAAUGAAAGUAAAAAAAAAUCUAUAAAUAUAGAUAUAAAUAUAUAUUAUACGAGAUAUAAAAAUCAAUUAUUAUUUAAAUGCAAUUUUUAAAAAUUUUAAAA